This is a messenger RNA of Carassius carassius (crucian carp), 4232 nucleotides long. RefSeq names its product netrin receptor UNC5C-like. Gene Ontology annotation, biological process: netrin-activated signaling pathway. The record is from RefSeq and is a predicted model, not a curated record. The coding region runs from base 400 to 3252 and encodes 950 amino acids. The transcript has 17 exons. Gene Ontology annotation, molecular function: protein binding; netrin receptor activity. Gene Ontology annotation, cellular component: membrane. NCBI's taxonomy places the organism in Eukaryota, Metazoa, Chordata, Actinopteri, Cypriniformes, Cyprinidae.
GGGGUUCUCGCGCGCCUCCAGCUCUCCAUCAGAAGGCGGGGAGCGCGCGCUGAGGGAACUUCACUGACAGACAUCAAGUCACCUCAGGAGCGCUGAUUUACCUGUUUACAGCCGACCCACAGUGUUUCGCGAAGCCUUGAGAGAAAAACUGCUUAGAAGAGGAGGAACUGAGGAUAUUAAUCCCAAACACUUGUGUUUGCCGGGCGUUGGUGGCCGCUGUCUAUCAGAAGAGUGCGCUGAGGUAAAAUCCAACGGAUUCCGUCAACGUUUCAUUCCGCAAAUAAUAAUCUCUCCGCAACAGUCUGCGAUUCCGCUGGUUUUAUUACAAACAUCUCCAGAGGUUCCUCUGAUUGUUAUUUCACCCGAUCGGCGGAUAUUUGCCUGGUUUUGACUGUUUGUAUGAUGGGAAGAAGUAAAAAGACUGCGAGAAGAGAACGAGGCGGAUCGGGAUUCUUAGCGCAGAUGAUCACGAUGUUCGUUUUUACUCUUUUAUCGCUCGUCAACACCAGUUCGGCUCAAGAUGACGACUAUCUGGGAUUGGGUGAACUCCCGGAGACGUUCCCCUCGGAUCCGCCCGAGCCACUCCCGCACUUCCUGAUGGAGCCGGAGGAGGCGUACAUUGUCAAGAACAAGCCUGUUAACCUUUACUGCAAAGCCACGCCGGCCACGCAGAUCUACUUCAAGUGCAACAGUGAGUGGGUCCAUCAGAAGGAGCACACGGUGGAGGAGCGCGUGGACGAGACCUCGGGUCUGGUGGUGCGGGAGGCCAGUAUCGAGAUCACCCGUCAGCAGGUGGAGGAACUCUUCGGUUUGGAGGAUUUCUGGUGUCAGUGUGUGGCCUGGAGCUCGGCAGGAACCACCAAGAGCCGUAAAGCCCACGUUCGGAUCGCCUAUCUCCGGAAAACAUUUGACCAGGAGCCUCUGGGGAAGGAAGUGUCGCUCGAACAGGAAGUGCUUCUCCAGUGCCGCCCACCAGAAGGAAUACCUGCCGCUGAGGUGGAGUGGCUGAAGAACGAGGAGAUCAUCGACCCCGCCGACGACAGGAACUUCUACAUCACCAUCGACCACAACCUGAUCAUCAAACAGGCGCGUCUGUCCGACACCGCCAACUACACCUGCGUCGCCAAGAACAUCGUGGCCAAACGCCGCAGCACCACAGCCACCGUCAUCGUCUACGUGAACGGCGGCUGGUCGACGUGGACGGAGUGGUCAGUGUGCAGCAGUCGCUGUGGGCGGGGCUAUCAGAAGAGGACACGCAGCUGCACCAAUCCCGCGCCUCUGAACGGAGGAGCCAUCUGUGAGGGUCAAGCCAUCCAGAAACUGGUCUGCAACCCGCUCUGUCCAGUGGACGGUCUGUGGACGGAGUGGAGCAAGUGGUCGACGUGUGGGACAGAGUGCACUCACUGGAGACGGCGCGAGUGCAGCGCUCCAGCCCCCAAAAACGGCGGAAAGGACUGCGAGGGAACAGUGCUGCAGUCCAAGAACUGUACGGAUGGGCUCUGUAUGCAGAGUUCCUUAUAUCAGAAGUCCUCCGAACCCACAGACAAGAGCAAUGCUCUGCCACAUCCAUCGGCCCCCAGCACUGAUGAUGUGGCUCUGUACGUGGGCAUCGUCAUCGCCGUCAUCAUGUGUUUGGUCAUCUCCGUCAUCGUGGCACUGUUCGUCUACAGGAAGAACCAUCGAGACUUCGACUCGGACAUCAUGGACUCGUCGGCGCUCAACGGAGGCUUCCAGCCGGUCAACAUCAAGACGGCACGCACAGCGGAUCUGCUCACGGCUCCUCCGGACCUGACCUCAGCUGCUGCCUUGUACAGAGGUCCGGUUUACGCUCUGCACGACGUCGCUGAUAAGAUCCCCAUGACCAACUCUCCCCUGCUGGACCCGCUGCCCAACCUGAAGAUCAAGGUGUACAACUCGUCCGGUCUGGUGAUGCCGCAGGAGGACCUGUCUGACAUCUCGUCCAAACUCUCCCCCAAACUCCCGCAUGCACUGAUCGACAGCGACACCAUCAGCCGCCGCACACAGACGCUGGUGCGCUCCCGGGACCCCUCGUGCACUGCCUUUGGCUCCUUCAAUGCUCUUGGGGGCCAUCUGAUCGUCCCCAACUCAGGCGUGAGCUUGUUGGUGCCAGCGGGGGCCAUCCCUCAGGGCCGUGUCUAUGAGAUGUACGUGACGGUUCACAGGAAGGAGAGCAUGAGGCCGCAGGUGGACGACACACAGGAGACGGUCCUGAGUCCGGUGGUCAGCUGUGGUCCUCCUGGGGCUCUCCUGACCCGACCCGUCAUCAUCACCAUGCACCACUGCGCCGAGGCCGACAGCGAGGAGUGGCUCAUUCAGCUCAGGAGCCAAUCACAGCAGGGCCAGUGGGAGGACGUGGUGGUGGUGGGCGAGGAGAACUUCACCACUCCCUGCUACAUCCAGAUGGACGAGGAAGCGUGUCACAUCCUGACCGAGACGCUGGGCACGUACUGUCUGGUGGGUCAGUCGGUCAGCGCCGCCGCCGCCAAGAGACUGAAGCUGGCCAUCUUCGGGCCGGUCAGCUGCACCGUCCUGGAGUACCACAUCAGAGUCUACUGUCUGGACGACACGCAGGACGCGCUUAAGGAGGUGCUUCAGAUGGAGAAGCAGAUGGGCGGGAAGCUGCUGGACGAACCCAAGUCUCUGAACUUCAAAGACAGCACACACAACCUGCGUCUGUCUCUGCACGACGUCCCACACACUCUCUGGAAGAGCAAACUCAUCGCCAAAUACCAGGAGCUGGCGUUCCAGCAGGUGUGGAGCAGCUCUCAGAGGAACCUGCACUGUGUCUUCACUCUGGAGCGCUUCAGCUCCUCCACACUCGAGCUCUGCUGCAAGCUGUGUGUGCGUCAGGUGGAGGGAGAAGGACAGAUAUUCCAGCUCAACACCGCGCUGUCUGAGGACUCUCAGUGCAUCGACACGUCUCUUCUGGAUCCGGCCAGUAACAUCACCACUCUGGUGGGUCCCAACGCCUUCCGGAUCCCGCUGUCCAUCCGACAGAAGCUGUGCGGGAGUCUGGACGCUCCACAGACCCGCGGGAACGACUGGAGGAUGCUGGCGCACAAACUCAACCUGGACAGGUAUCUCAACUACUUCGCCACCAAGUCGAGUCCGACCGGCGUGAUCCUGGACCUGUGGGAGGCGCAGCACUUCCCCGACGGCAAUCUGAACCGUCUGGCAGCGGUUCUGGAGGAGAUGGGACGUCACGAGAACAUCAUGAGUGCCGAGCACUGACACCCGUCCUUCCCAGGAGUCCCAGUGGAUCACUGUGAGCGCGGCACACACGCUCCCAGCAGAAGACCACAGUCCCAUCCCAAUCAGUUUCUUAGGAAACAUGACUUCUGCUGUCCGAAUACUGGACCUCUGACUAGACGUCACGUGACUCGUGGCAGCUCGGAGGUUACUUUCUAUCAAUCUGUUGAGAAAUGCCUUUAUUUAUAUUCCGUUUUUCUCUCGGGUUUGGCAUCUGUGUUUUUUGCGCCACCCAGUGGACUGAGCCUGUAACUACACGUCUGUCCAGCCUCCUGUAAAUAUACAUCUGAACUGUAAAGUUUAACAGUGUUAUUCUUCCGUUUUCUUUUGAUUAUUAAUUGUUUCGUUGCAUAGUGAUCUGUGUGUAAUCAAAAUUUAGAGGGAAAAGGGUCAAACGGAUAUCUUUGAGCGCCGUUUUGUUAAACGUUCACCCACUUGCUUCGCAACUUAAACGUGAUUGUGAAUUUCUGGACGCGUUUCAGGAAUAAACUUUACUGGCCAGGAUUCACAGAACGUUGUUUCUGAAGAGCUCUGUCUCUGAUUCUUCAGCUGAAGGCCAAUCGUUGUGAUUUUAUCAGAUGGACGGCAGCGGAUCGGAGGAGUGAGUGAUGAACGGAUGGAUGGAUGCAUGCGGUAAAAUACAAAGUGUACAGAGACCAACUUCACUAAUAGCCAUUCGAGUGUUUGUACUUCACCUUCAUUCUCUUGUCCAGAUUUCUAAAGCUGUCUAUGCAAAAUCUGCAUCCUUUAUAAAGCAAAUUAUACAUGCUAAAAACCGCUAGCAGUCGCUUUCCAUAGUUCUCAUACGAUUAUUCUAUUUAUAGUGAGGAUGUUACUUAUUCUUUUAUGGCACGUUCAUGACGUAAUUCGCAAAUGCUUGCAUCUCCUCUGUGAAGUUUCUGUACAAAAUGUAAGAAAGAAUUUUUAAACAAGCAAUAAAUUAUAUUUAUAUGCAACACUGA